CUUAAAGAUCACCAGCCUCCCCUCAAGCAGAUAUUUUGCCCCAUGUUCUUUCUGCUAGCGCAGCUUGCUAAGCGGUCCUUUCCUCCUCGCCUCCCAUAUCCUACUUCUGGACACUUCGAGGUAUUGAAUCGUCCGUGAACUUUUUAACUAUGCAACUCUGAUCUUUACUGUUACUCAGCGGCUUCUCACCUACAAUUCCUCCCACUCUCCGUUUAGCGCCUCAAUUGCCACCGGCUGCCCUCGACUACACCCGACUACCAUGGCCACGCAGAUUGACCUUCUCCUCGCCGAACAUUCGGCGGGGAGUAUACCGGAGGAACCUCAGCCAGGGCCGUCCGCUGCCCCCUCGCUUACAUAUUCCGAGUCGUCUGACGAACAUGAAUUGGAAGAGCCCCACCACCCUGUGCCGCGUCCUCGGCGCGCAUCGACGCGCUUGAUUGCGCAGAGCCCGGCCGACGUGCAGCGCAUCACGGGCGAAACCACGACUCAAUUGAUUAGGCGUUGCUGCGGCGGCGGCUGCUGUCUCGGCCUUGGUCCGAAGAAGGAGGGCAUCGAGUUCGAGAGCAUAGAUUUCCCUGAUAAUGACGCCUACCGAUCCCUGCUGCUCAAGAUCGACCGGAUACCUACCACCCUGACAGCUGUGUGCGAUCUACCCGAGCAGACAGCUUUUCUACAACCACUCCGGCGGCCAUCCAAUCUGCCAUCUCCACCCGAAUCAAGCGUUGCACUGGACGCAGAUGCUGCCCCAACCUCGCCCUUGGGCAACGUUGAAAAGACGUUGCAAAAUUUAACCCUCGAAAAAACCGACACACGGAUAGAGCCGCCUUCAUUUGUGCAGCCACAUCCGCCACACCACGUCUUCGCUGCGCGGAUUCACAACACACGCGAGCUAACACGGCCCGGCGCCGAGAAGCGAACGUUCCACUUUGAUCUUGACGUCACAAACUACCCCGAGGGCGAAGGUGUUGACUUCAAGGUUGGGGGUGCCAUUGGGGUCGCGGCACCCAACGAAGAGUCCCUGGUCGAGGAGGUGCUCGAUCUCCUUCUCGUGCCCCGUUUCCUGCGCGACAAGCCUGUGCUGCUCCGGACAACCAAAGGGCGAUGGCCCACGGUCUGGGGUAGCGACCAGGCGCGUGAACUCGUCACAACUCGUCGGGACUUGUUGACGUGGUGCUCGGACAUCCAGUCGUACCCGCCAACAAAGCAGCUUCUCCGUGUCCUGGCCGAGCACGCCAUCGACGAAAACGAGCGCAAAGUCCUCCUGUACCUUUGCUCGGCUGAAGGCCAGGGUGUCUUUUGCGAUUUCCGGACGGGUCCUCAUGUGACGUUGGUCCAGCUUCUGCACGCCUUCCCCAGCGCCAAGCCGCCGUUGGAUUAUCUCCUCUCCGUCUUGCAGCCCCUUAUGCCCCGCUUUUACUCCUUGUCAAACGACCCCCAUGAGUCGUUCCUGACACGCGACGGCAAGCAGCACCGGCUGAUUGAAAUCGCCGUCACCGUACAUACGACGACCGACUGGCGCUCGGGGAGUCGGGAUGGCGUCGGCUCGGGCUUCUUCCAGCGACAAGCACUCAAGUUCCUCGAAGCCCAGAAGCGGGGCGAGAAAGACCCCGAGUUCUACAUCCCCAUGUUCAAGGGCCUGAUGGCGAACCCUCUCGCUAAGCAGUUCGUGUCGGACGGCCCGAUGCUGUUGAUUGGAGCUGGCGUUGGUAUUGCUCCAUUCCGCGGCUUCGUACAGCGCCGCCUCAAGACGGCCAACUGCGCGAACAAGGUCUGGGUGCUUCAAGGCAUCCGUGACUCGUUGGUUGACGAGCUGUACAGCGGCGAGUGGGGUGUCCACGAAGAUGAGGUCAAGAGGGUUGUCGAGAGCCGCCGCGGUGAGGGCCGCUAUGUGCAGGAAGAGGUCAAAGCUCAGUCGGACCUUGUUUGGUACAUUAUUAAUUCCGUCGACGGCCGCGUUUUUGUAUGCGGAAGCACCAAGGGCAUGGGCGAGGGUGUUGAGAAGGCUCUCGUCGAGGUGGCGAUGGAAAAGGGCAAUUUGCAGCGCGAGGAGGCCCAGGAGUUCUGGAACCUGAAAAAGGAGGCCGGGCAAUACAUCGCCGAAACUUGGUGAUAUUUGCUCGCUCUGAGGGAUAGCACCCAUCCAUUUUCUUUUCCUGGAGAAUUGGCAACAUAACUGGCAAAGAAAAAACAGUAGACCAGGGCGUUUGGGCACAUGCAUUCAAGGCGAAUCGGGCGUUUCUGACAUUUAUACCGUGAACCCGGACAGGAUACUACAUAGAGGAGUCGAAGACAGGGCAAUCCGACCGAGGGCUGUGACUGUAAUAAGUAGAUUGAGUUUUAUACCAGUCGUGUUAUCGCGGGGUAUAUUUGCUCCUCACGUCUGCCGCCGGGCAUUCCUGUUCAUAUUCUAGUUUCAUUGUCAAUAUAUACCAUCCC
Molecule: messenger RNA, 2436 nt
Organism: Canariomyces notabilis
Lineage: Eukaryota; Fungi; Ascomycota; Sordariomycetes; Sordariales; Chaetomiaceae
Product: flavoprotein pyridine nucleotide cytochrome reductase-like protein
Exons: 1
Coding region: 260-2110 (616 amino acids)
Biological process (GO): homocysteine metabolic process
Cellular component (GO): cytosol
Molecular function (GO): flavin adenine dinucleotide binding; FMN binding; [methionine synthase] reductase (NADPH) activity
Source: RefSeq, a predicted model, not a curated record